GAGCAGUUUCUCUUGUGAGGAAGUGAAAGUCACACAGUCGGAGCCACAGAGAGGAGACAUGGCGCAGAAAGGAGUUGAGCUGGACAGAGAGAGCUUCUCUUGUUCCAUCUGUCUGGAUCUCCUGAAGGAUCCGGUGACUAUUCCCUGUGGACACAGCUACUGCAUGGAGUGUAUUCAAAGCUUCUGGGGUGAAGAGGAUGAGGAGAAAAUCCACAGCUGCCCUCAGUGCAGGCAGCCGUUCACAGCCAGGCCUGUCCUGGUGAAAAGCACCAUGUUAGCAGCUCUGAUGGAGGAGCUGAAGAGGAGCGGACUUCAAGCUGCUCCUGCUGAUCACUGCUAUGCUGGAGCUGAAGAUGUGGCCUGUGAUGUCUGCACUGGAAGAAAACUCAAAGCUUUCAAGUCCUGUGUGGUGUGUGUGGCCUCUUUCUGUGAGCAGCACCUUCAGUUUCAUUAUGAUUCAGCUGCUUUCAAGAAGCACAAGCUGGUGGAUCCCUCCAAGACGCUGCAGGACAACAUGUGCUCUCGUCACGAUGAGGUGAUGAAGAUGUUCUGCCGCACCGAUCAGCAGUGCAUCUGUUUCCUCUGCUCUGUGGACCAACACAAAGGCCACGACACAGUGUCAGCUGCAGCAGAGAGGACGGAGAGGCAGAGGGAGCUGGAGGAGAGUCGACACAUCAUCCAGCAGAGGAUCCAGGACGCAGAGAAAGACGUGAAGCUGCUGGAACAGGAGGUGAAGAACAUCCAUGUCUCUGCUGAUCAGACAGUGGAGGACUGUGAGAAGACCUUCAGCCAGCUGAUCCGUCUCCUCCAGGAAAGAAGCAGAGAUGUUGAGCAGCAGGUCAGAUCCCAGCAGCAAACAGAGGUGAGUCGAGUGCGAGAGCUUCAGGAGAAGCUGGAGCAGGAGAUCGCUGAGCUGAAGAGGACAGACGGCCAGCUGGAGCAGCUCUCACACACAGAGGAUCACACAGAGUUUCUGCUCAGUUUCCCAUCACUGUCAGCUCUCAGUGAGUCCACACACUCAUCCAGCUUCCACACUGCUCCUCUCAGAUACUUUGAGGAUGUGACAGCAGCUGUGUCAGAGGCCCGAGACAAACUCCAGGACAUCCUGAGUGAAACAUGGACAAACAUCUCACUGAGAGUGACUGAAGUGGAUGUUUUACUGUCACAACCAGAGCCAACGACCAGAGCUGCUUUCUUCAGAUACUCAUGUGAACUCACACUGGAUCCAAACACAGUAAACAACUGGCUGUUAUUAUCAGAGGGAAACAGAAAAGUCACAUUAAUGAAGAUUGAACAGUUUUAUUCUGAACAUCCAGACAGAUUCUCUAUAUGUUAUCAGGUUCUGAGUAGAGAGAGUCUGACUGGACGUUGUUACUGGGAGGUGGAGAUGAGAGGAGACAUUCGUGUAGCAGUCGCAUACAAGAAUAUCAGCAGAGAACUUUGGACUGAAAGCGGUUUUGGUAAUAAUGACAAAUCAUGGGCUUUGCGUUGUUCCAACAACAGCUAUAGUUUUUAUCACAACAAUGUUGUAACUCCAGUGUCAGGUCCUCCUUCCUCCAGAGUGGGAGUGUUCCUGGAUCACACAGCAGGUAUUCUGUCCUUCUACAGCAUCUUUGAGACCAUGACUCUCCUCCACAGAGUCCAGACCACAUUCACUCAGCCGCUCCUCGCUGGAGUCUGGUGUAAUAGUUGGUUUCUCUCUGGAUCAAGUGCAGAGUUGAUGAAGCUGAAAUAGACUGAGGUCACAUCAGGAGCAGUGAUUUGGUUCCAUCCUGUAAUUUGACUCAUUGAGUCUCCGUUAUGGUUGCUGAGAGCUCCUUGUUGUUUUCUUUCUCCGCUGCACACAGAUCAGCUGUCAAUCAAACAGCCUUCGUCAGCACUUGUUCAUCUUUUCUUUUUCCGAUGAUGUGUGUUUCUGCACCUUCUCCACUCUUAUUUUGUCUCUCACAGCUUUGUCACAGAAACAUGGACAGAGUUUGAUUUCUUUGUGUUCAGAAACGUCUCAUCAACUUUAGAUGUAACGAGUCAUUGAGUGUGAGGAAUAAUCUGUUAAUCUGGAAGCAGCAACAUGUACAAACGUGUGAGUAGGUGGGCUUUUCCACUCAGAUGGUGUUUGGCUUUAUUGCGUUAUUUGAAACAUCAUUUAUUUGUAUUUUGAUGCAGAUAGAGGCAGAGUGUUUGUUUUUCUUGUUUUAUUUGUAAGAUGUUUACAUGUGAUUCUUUCUUUAUUUGCAUCUUGUAUUUCAUAUCUGUGUUUUCCCUCCAGUGUAGUGUGUGUGAGCGGGUAUCAUCUGUUUUUGUUUGAUUGUGGUAACUGUUUGAAAAGAGCAAAAAUAAUUAUUCAUUUUUUAAGGGAAUCACUUGUAAAGAGAUGGACACCGAGUGUUUUCCAUUAGUUUCAUAACUAUGAUUUGUUCAUCUUUGGAAACAUUCUCAAUUCUCUCAGAUCAAUGAGGAAGAUCUGAUGAUCAAUAAUGAAAUGUAAUUUUCUUUACAGACUGAUCAAACACUGAAUAAAAGUGCUUUAAAGCGACACCAAGGAGCUUUCAGUUUUUGUUGAUUUUGGCGGCGCCAGUGGACAAAAGCGGUAGUGUUUUGCCUGAAGGAAUACUGCAGUUCCCAUGAGGACUAGCGCGUGGCGUGGUAAAAUGC
Molecule: messenger RNA, 2652 nt
Organism: Salarias fasciatus (jewelled blenny)
Lineage: Eukaryota; Metazoa; Chordata; Actinopteri; Blenniiformes; Blenniidae
Product: tripartite motif-containing protein 16-like
Exons: 1
Coding region: 59-1735 (558 amino acids)
Molecular function (GO): zinc ion binding; protein binding
Source: RefSeq, a predicted model, not a curated record